Amphimedon queenslandica is the source of this 439-nucleotide messenger RNA. RefSeq names its product transcription and mRNA export factor ENY2-like. The coding region runs from base 3 to 356 and encodes 117 amino acids. Gene Ontology annotation, molecular function: transcription coactivator activity. The transcript is spliced from 5 exons. The record is from RefSeq and is a predicted model, not a curated record. Gene Ontology annotation, cellular component: nuclear pore; SAGA complex. Gene Ontology annotation, biological process: mRNA export from nucleus; positive regulation of DNA-templated transcription. Lineage: Eukaryota; Metazoa; Porifera; Demospongiae; Haplosclerida; Niphatidae.
UAAUGAGUAGGCGUGGCUCAAUAUUAACUAGCCACGCCUUUAAAAUGUCUUCUGAUUAUCAGAAUGAGAAGAAGAAGAGAGAGUUACAGAAGAAAAAUCAAAUAAAUCAAAAGUUUGAGGAGACUGGAGAGAAGGAAAGGUUAAAAGAGUUGUUAAGGAUGAGGUUAAGAGAGUCAGGAUGGAGAGACAAACUGAGAGAACACGGGAAAGUUAUUAUUGAUAAGAGAGGGUUAAAUAAUGUCACUGUUGAUAGUCUAGUAGAAGAAAUGACUCCUAAAGCUAGAGAAUUGGUACCAGAUUAUGUAAAGAAAGAGCUCCUUCAACACAUCAGGGAAUACAUUGAGAAGAAUAUGUGACAUCAUUGUGAUAUCAUCAUUUAUGUAUAGAACAAUAAUAAUGACAUCAUUAUUGGAAAAAAAAACAAAAUUAUUAUUUGUGA